Sphaerodactylus townsendi is the source of this 3580-nucleotide messenger RNA. RefSeq names its product neurofilament medium chain (gene NEFM). Lineage: Eukaryota; Metazoa; Chordata; Lepidosauria; Squamata; Sphaerodactylidae. Gene Ontology annotation, molecular function: structural constituent of cytoskeleton. The record is from RefSeq and is a predicted model, not a curated record. Gene Ontology annotation, cellular component: cytoplasm; postsynaptic intermediate filament cytoskeleton; axon. Gene Ontology annotation, biological process: neurofilament bundle assembly. The coding region runs from base 71 to 3007 and encodes 978 amino acids. The transcript has 3 exons.
CUGCCUUCCGCAGCCCCGCCGCUGCCGGGAACUCCGCGCAAGGCGCCCGUCGUCGUCCUAGUCUUCCAAGAUGAGCUACACGCUGGAGCCUCUGAGCAACCCGUCCUACCGGCGGGUCACCGAGAGCCGCACCACGUUCAGCCGGGCUAGUGUGUCGCCGUCGAGCGGCUUCCGGUCGCAGUCAUGGUCGCGGGGCUCGCCCAGCACGGUGUCGUCGUCCUACAAGCGCAACCUGGGCGCACCGCGGGCUUCGUACGGCUCGACGGUGCUGAGCUCGUCCGAGAGCCUGGAGCUGAGCCAGUCGUCGCUCUUCAACGGCGGCGGGGGCGGCGGCGGGGGCGGCGGGGACUUCAAGCUGAGCCGGGCCAACGAGAAGGAGCAGCUGCAGGGCCUGAACGACCGCUUCGCCGGCUACAUCGAGAAGGUGCACUCGCUGGAGCAGCAGAACAAGGAGCUGGAGGGCGAGAUCGGCGCGCUGCGCCAGAGGCAGGCGGGCCGCUCGCUGCUGGGCGACGCCUUCGAGCAGGAGCUGCGGGAGCUGCGCGUCGCCCUCGAGCAGGUGAGCCACGAGAAGGCGGCGCUGCAGCUGGACUCGGAGCACCUGGAGGAGGACAUCCAGCGCCUCAAGGAGCGCUUCGAGGAUGAGGCGCGCCUCCGCGACGACACCGAGGCCGUCAUCCGCGCCCUGCGCAAGGACGUCGAAGAGGCGUCGCUGGCCAAGGUCGAGCUGGACAAGAAGGUGCAGUCCCUGCAGGACGAGGUGGCCUUCCUGCGCGGCAACCACGAGGAAGAGGUGGUCGAGCUGCUGGCCCAGAUCCAGGCCUCCUCGCACGUGGCCGUCGAGCGCAAGGACUACGCCAAGACAGACCUGACGGCCGCCCUCAAGGAGAUCCGCUCGCAGCUCGAGUGCCAUUCCGACCAGAACAUGGUCCAGGCCGAGGAGUGGUUCAAGUGCCGCUACGCCCGCCUCACCGAGGCCGCCGAGACCAACAAGGAGGCCAUCCGCUCGGCCAAGGAGGAGAUCGCUGAGUACCGGCGCCAGCUCCAGGCCAAGAGCAUCGAGCUCGAGUCCGUCCGCGGCACCAAGGAGUCCCUCGACCGACAGCUGACCGACAUCGAGGAGCGCCACAAUAUGGACCUCUCCACCUACCAGGAGACGAUUCAGCAGCUGGAAAACGAACUGAGAGGUACAAAAUGGGAAAUGGCACGUCAUUUGCGGGAAUACCAGGACCUGCUCAAUGUCAAGAUGGCCCUUGACAUUGAGAUUGCUGCAUACAGGAAACUCCUUGAGGGUGAAGAGACAAGAUUCUGUGCCUUCUCUGGAAGCAUCGCUGGGCCAACGUUUACACAUAGGCAACCCUCUGUAACAAUAUCAAGUAGCAAAAUACAAAAAUCAAAAGUUGAAGCUCCAAAACUAAAGGUCCAGCACAAGUUUGUAGAAGAAAUAAUUGAAGAGACAAAAGUAGAAGAUGAGAAAUCUGAACUGGAUGAAGCCUUAGCAGCUAUGGCUGAAGAAUUGGCUGCUGGAACAACACCACAAGACCAGAAGGAGGAAGAGGAGGAGGAGGAGGAAGCUGUGGAAGAAGAAAUACUAGCUGAGGCUAAAGCUGAGGUUGAAGCAGCUGCCCCAGAAGAGGAGGAAGAAGAAGGAGAAGAAGAGGGAGGUGAGGAAGAGGAGGAUGCAAAAUCUGAUGAAGCAGAAGAAGGAGGAUCUGAAAAAGAAGAGGAAAAGAGUGAAAAGGAAGAGGGUGAUGAAGAAGAAGAGGAGGCGGGUGAGGGAGAAGCAGAGGAAGCUGAAGCAGAGACCAAGGAAGAAGAGGAGUCAGAAGAGAAGGAUGAAGAUGAAGGAGAAGUUGAGGAAGCCAUUGUACCAGAGAAAGUAGAAAAGGCGAAAACAUCACCUCCCAAAUCUCCCCCAAAAUCUCCUGCAGCAGAAGAGGUGGAGGAAAAUAAAGAAGCUGAAGGUGAAAGUGAAGAUCAGAAGGAGGAUGAGCAAGGAGAGGAGGAAGAAGAAGAGGACAAGUCAGGGUCUCCAGCAAAAGCAGAUUCUCCUGAGAAAGGAGGUUCACCAGAAAAAGCUGGUACACCAGAGAAAGGGUCUCCAGAGAAGGCUGGGACUCCAGCCAAGGCUGGGUCUCCAGAGAAAGGAUCUCCAGAGAAGGCUGGGACUCCAGAGAAAGGGUCUCCAGACAAGGCUGGGACUCCGGAGAAAGGGUCUCCAGAGAAGGCUGGGACUCCAGAGAAAGGGUCUUCAGAGAAAGGGUCCCCAGACAAGGCUGGAACUCCAGAGAAAGGGUCUCCAGAGAAGGCUGGAACUCCAGAGAAAGGGUCUCCAGAGAAAGGGUCUCCUGACAAGGCUGGAACUCCAGAAAAAGGGUCCCCAGAGAAGGCUGGGACUCCAGAGAAAGGGUCUCCAGAGAAAGGGUCUCCAGACAAGGCUGGAACUCCAGAAAAAGCAAGUAUUCCAGAAAAAGCAGCAUCUCCAGAGAAGGUGAGUACACCAGAUAAAGCAACAUCCCCAGAAAAAGCAGGGUCCCCAGUGAAAGAAGUGGAAGAGACCAUCCCAGCUUCUAAGGCAGCAAAAGUUGGUACUGAGAAGGAACCCAAAGAAGAGAAGAAAGACAAAAGUGAGAAGGCAUCAAAGGAAUCCACAAAAGAAGACAUAGCUGUAAAUGGAGAUGUGAGUGAGAAAGAAGAGGAGGAAGGCUCCAAGGCCAAGCAAGUGGAGGAGGAAGACAAAGGUGUUUUCACCAAUGGCCUGGACAUUAGCCCAGAUGAAGAGGAGAAAAAGGGGAAGAGCGAUGAAAAAGUUGUGGUAACCAAAAAGGUUGAGAAAAUUACUAGUGAAGGAGAUGACGGGACAACCACAUACAUCACAAAGUCAGUGACUGUCACCCAGAAGGUAGAAGAACACGAGGAAACAGUUGCUGAACAAUUGGUGUCCACCAAGAAGGUAGAGAAGGUUACUUCACAUGCUGUAGUGAAAGAAGUGAAAGAGAGUGACUAGGAUAAUCAUAUUUUUUUUCCUUCAAAAGAGCUUCGGUCGGUGCAAAAGGUUAAGCCAUAGGACAGCUGCAAAAUGCAUGAAAGUGACAGCUUCAAAGCAGAAAGGGUUCUCUCGUGAGGUCUCCAGAAACACUCUCUUUUAUUUUUGAUUUAUUUUUUGUGCAAUACCCAGGGUUUGGGGGGGAGGAAUGCAUGCAAGCCCAAGAUGCACUCCCUCUGCAGAACUUGGGGAAUUAAAAAAAAUGCAUGAGCUGUUAUCCUUACAGAGGAAGUUGCUGAAUUUCCUAAGCUGCUGAUGGGAUGCUUCUGAGGAACAUCUUAAAAUGUAUUAUGCAAAGAACCAACUGAGCCAAAUACAGACAAACAAUAAUAAGAAAAUGAAUGAAAAAAAAUUACCCAGAAUUCUCCUAGCCUUAAGCUACUUAAUAAUUAUGUUUACCUCACUGGUGCAAUUAAGAUGGACUUUUUGAUCAUGGGAGAACCUACCUUGACAUGCACAGUACGCAACCUUUUGUUGUUCGAUGUAAAGCAGUCACAGCAGUUUGUGCUCAAUAAAGGUUAUAUUGGAAACGUG